CAAUUACUUAUAUACGCGCCAGGAGAAUAUUAUUUUGUUGAAAAAUUCAGUUUUUUUCCUUUUUUUAAAGUAAAAUUUUUAACUAAUACUUAUAAAAUUAGAAAAAAUUAUAUAAAUGUUCAUUUUUAAUGCAGUAACAAUAUUUAGAUUGGCUAUAUCAGUUUUCAUCAUGGCACUCAGACACUUUUUGCGGAAUGUACAUAGCGUUUGUCCAGUUGCAAAUAGCACACUGGAGAAGUCAUCAAUAUUCUUGUGUAGAAAAUUAAAAAAUCAAGAAAUUACAUUUUGUCAAAUGUCAUCAUCAUCAUCAUCAAAUAAAAUAAUGGAUAUGGUUGUGCCAAAAGAGGAAGUUCAACGUUUUGUCAGUGAAUGUAUGAAAAAAGCUGGUACAACAUCCGAAGACGCUGAUACAGUUGCUCAUCAUUUGAUGAUUGCUGAUUAUCGUGGACACUUUAGUCAUGGAUUAAAUAGAAUGACAAUGUAUGUUCAUGAAAUUAAUGAGAGAAUUACUGAUCCUACAGCAAAACCGGAAGUUGUCAAUGAUUUUCAGGCCACAGCUCUUGUUUGUGGACACAAUGCAUUGGGUCAGGUGGUCGGUAAAUAUUGUAUGGAAUUGGCAAUCAAUAAAGCAGAGAAAUUUGGAAUAGGAUUAGUAACAGCCAAUGGUUCCAAUCACUAUGGCAUUUGUGGUUACUAUACUAAAAUGGCCAUGAAGAGGAAUAUGAUUGGUUUCACGUGUACCAACACUAGUCCCUUAAUGGCACCAACACGAAGUGCUCGCGCUGGUUUGGGUACAAAUCCCCUAUCAUUAGGAAUGGCAGGUUCAAAUAAUGAAGAAUUUGUCCUUGACAUGGCAACAACUGCAGUAGCAUUGGGAAAAAUUGAAUUGGCAAUGAGAAAAGGUGAUAAGAUUCCCGAUGGUUGGGCAUUGGGCGCUGAUGGUAAACCUACAACUGAUCCACAUGUUGCUUUUGAUAAUGCACUUCUUAUGCCAUUGGGAGGAACGGAGGAACACUCGGGAUAUAAGGGUUAUGGUCUUGCAACAAUGGUGGAAAUUUUAUGUGGCAUUUUAAGUGGAAGUCAAUUUGGACCGAAUAUUAGAGCGUGGAGAAAGAGUGAAAGAGCUGCCGAUUUGGGACAUUGUUUUAUUGUCAUUAAUCCAGAAGUAUUUUGCCCUGGCUCUAAGGAUCGUUUGACACAACUUGUUGAACAAUUGCGUCAUCUUCCACAAGCUGGCGAGAAAGGGAUAAUGGUUGCUGGUGAUCCGGAGAGAAAUUCAAUGGCAAAAGUCGAUGCAAACGGUGGCAUUAUGUAUCAUGAAAAUCAAAUUAAGCAUGCUGAGGAAUUUGCUAAGGAAAUUGGAGUUAAACCAAUGAAACUGAUUUCAAAAAUGGGUACAAAGUGUUGAUAUUUUUAGAUACUGUGUACAAGUAAAAGUCUAUACAAAAAAUUAAAGAGAUCUAUUUUUAUUAUAUCUGACAUAAAUUAUUAUUUUUAAUAAAAUUUUUAAUGAUCUUUGUUAUUUCGUGUAUUUUAAUGUUCUCGUAACUUGUUAAAAUGAAUUUUAUUGAAGAUGUAUAUUUAUUAAUUGUAUAUGUGUAUUAAAAUUUUAUAGAAUAUAUAUUUUUCAGCGA
Messenger RNA from Leptopilina boulardi, 1634 nucleotides. RefSeq lists its product as uncharacterized. The transcript has 3 exons. The record is from RefSeq and is a predicted model, not a curated record. NCBI's taxonomy places the organism in Eukaryota, Metazoa, Arthropoda, Insecta, Hymenoptera, Figitidae. Gene Ontology annotation, molecular function: oxidoreductase activity. The coding region runs from base 116 to 1408 and encodes 430 amino acids.